ACCAAAUUUCUGAAAAUGGAAAACAAACAAAAAGAGGAAAGUCAAAUCGACGAUUAAGAGUACUUUUCAGAUUGAUUCGUGAUGAGUUCGUGGAGCAAGAGCUUUGGUAGGCUCUUCAAUGGUGUGUCGCUUGUAGCGAAAGAGAUCUAUAAUCAGUCACCGGAAUUACAGAGAGCGAGAAAUGGAGAUCUCGAAGGCUUAAUUACGUCUUCUGGUAAAAAAGCUUUGGUUGCUGCCACCGACUUAGUCGGACUUACCUCCGGGAAGCUUCGCGAGCUCUCGAUUCGUCGAUCUAAGGAACCUUCCGUUGUUUACUUCGACGAAGGAGAUAACAAAGAUACCGUCGUCGUAACGCCUGAGGUUAGAUCUGCUAGUAACGAACCUAGCGAGAAAAUCGUUGAUUCGAAAGUCCUGAGAAGCGAAUUUAACGAUGAAGCUAAGAUUUCAAAUAGAGAAGAAGAGAUUAAGGUUUCAAGCAACGUAGACAGCGAGAUUAUUGGAGUUAGAGCUACCGAAUCAGGUGCGGUUGCAUCGUCUUCGGCGGAGGUAGUAGCUCCGGUGAAGAGAAGGAGACCUAGAGAGAGGAAGGUUCCAUCAACUCCUAUGGCAAGAGCUUAUGGGUUUUUCAAUUUAGGAGCUGCUCUUGCUUGGGGAGCUGUUAAAGAAUCUACGUAUAGGAUUGUGAAUGGGACACCAAUGACAGAAGGCAAUCAACCUGCACUAUCGUCUUUGAUGUCUAAGGAAAAUGCUGAAAGAUUGGCUCUUGGAUUGUGUGAAAUGCGUGGAGCUGCUCUUAAAGUUGGCCAAAUGUUGAGUAUACAGGACGAGAGUCUUGUUCCUGCUCCGAUCUUGAAUGCUCUGGAAUAUGUGCGUCAAGGUGCUGAUGUUAUGCCAAGAAGUCAACUUAAUCCUGUUUUGGAUGCUGAGUUAGGUCCUAAUUGGCAAUCCAAGUUGACUAGUUUUGAUUAUGAACCGCUAGCGGCAGCGAGUAUUGGUCAGGUGCACCGAGCUGUUACUAAAGAUGGAUUAGAAGUCGCAAUGAAGAUUCAGUACCCUGGCGUUGCCAACAGCAUUGAAAGUGAUAUCGAAAAUGUCAGACGCUUGUUAAAUUAUACAAAUCUUAUUCCAAAGGGACUCUUUCUGGACAGAGCUAUAAAGGUUGCCAAAGAAGAGUUGGCGCAGGAGUGUGACUAUGAAAUCGAAGCAGUCAGUCAAAAGCGCUUUCGUGAUUUGCUUUCAGACACUCCAGGGUUUUAUGUUCCGCUUGUGGUAGAUGAGAUUUCAAGCAAAAAGAUUCUAACCACAGAACUUAUAUCUGGGAUCCCCAUUGAUAAAGUAGCCUUGUUAGAUCAGAAAACACGAGAUUAUGUUGGGAGGAAGAUGCUAGAACUCACUUUGAAGGAGCUCUUUGUCUUCCGCUUCAUGCAGACGGAUCCAAACUGGGGUAAUUUCUUAUACAAUGAAGCCACGAAAACAAUCAAUCUUAUCGAUUUCGGAGCAGCCCGUGAUUACCCCAAGAAAUUCGUCGAUGACUAUCUACGAAUGGUGAUGGCAUGUGCAGAAAAAGACAGUGAAGGAGUGAUUGAAAUGUCGAGGAGACUCGGGUUCUUAACCGGAGAUGAAUCAGACGUAAUGCUAGACGCUCAUGUCCAAGCCGGUUUCAUAGUGGGUCUACCUUUUGCAGAACCUGGUGGCUACGCUUUCCGAACCAACAACAUUGCUUCUAGUAUCUCCAAUUUAGGAGCAACCAUGUUGAAACAUAGACUCACUCCACCACCCGAUGAAGCCUAUAGCCUUCACCGUAAAUUAUCCGGCGCUUUCUUGGCUUGUAUCAAGCUUGGAGCCACCGUCCCUUGCCGUGAUCUAUUGCUCCAAGUUUACAACAAGUAUCAGUUCGAUGAUGAGCCACAAGGUCCAAUAGUCGCUACUAGCUCUGUUUCUUCAACAUAGCUCUCUCAGACUAUGUACAAUGCAAAAACAUAUUCAA
Arabidopsis arenosa is the source of this 1987-nucleotide messenger RNA. NCBI's taxonomy places the organism in Eukaryota, Viridiplantae, Streptophyta, Magnoliopsida, Brassicales, Brassicaceae. The record is from the annotation of a GenBank genome assembly.